Prunus dulcis (almond) is the source of this 843-nucleotide messenger RNA. Its product is annotated as putative F-box protein PP2-B12. The record is from RefSeq and is a predicted model, not a curated record. Bases 1 to 843 code for a protein of 280 amino acids. Lineage: Eukaryota; Viridiplantae; Streptophyta; Magnoliopsida; Rosales; Rosaceae. Gene Ontology annotation, molecular function: protein binding. The transcript is spliced from 4 exons.
AUGAAGGAAGCAGAAGCAGAGAUGAAUAUCAUCAGCGUGUUGCCUGCAGAGUGUAUCUCCCACAUCGUUUCUUGCACAACCCCUCAGGACGCGUGCAGAUCAUCGCUGGUCUCUCAUCUCUUUCGAAUUGCUGCGGAUUCUGAUAUUGUGUGGGAGAGAUUUCUGCCCCAGGAUUAUAAGGAGAUCAUUUCCAGUUCUUUAAACUCCUUGUCCAAGAAGGAUCUCUACUUUCAUCUUUGCAAUCACCCCAUCAUCAUAGGAAAUGGUAACAUGAGCAUGGCACUAGAAAAGCAGAGUGGCAAAAAAUGCUAUAUGGUAGGGGCAAGAGAGCUUACAGUUAUAUGGGGAGAUACACCCCCAUAUUGGCAAUGGAUAUCUCUACCAGAGUCUAGGUGUGAUGUUGUUGCCUUCAUAGUGAGUUUGUGGGGUUUGACAUAUAUAGUGUCCUCAGAAGAGAAGCAUGGUUCAGAGAAAGUAAAGUGGAUAUGGCUACCUUUAAACCCUGACAUGAUUACUAUUACUACGUUGCAUUUCGAUGCAUAUUUAUAUGUGAAUGAAUCGCAUCACAGCUCUCAUCAGAACACAAUCCCCGGACUGCAACAACUCCUUUUAGGUUCCGUAGGCACAGCAGAUGAACGUAGUGUGAUCCUAGAUCCUAUAACUCAUGAAGGUAUAGCUCCUCCGCAAGCUCGAUACAGAGGCAAUGGGUGGAUUGAGAUUGAGAUGGGUGAGUUCAUCACUGAAGAAGAUAAUGCUACUGUGCUAUUUAGUCUAAUGGAAAUUAGUAGUUUCUGUAAGAGCGGCCUCAUUGUAGAAGGCAUUGAGCUUAGGCCCAAGCAAUGA